UUUUGUGUUUGUGUUAUAUCCUUUUCUGUUUAUGCACUGAAUUGUUAGUUCUGUGUUGGACUGCUUGGUGUAUUGAUUUGUUGGGUGAUUGUGUGAUUGAGUAUUUGCCCUUCAAAGUGAUUUGCUCCGGAGAUCAGAGGAUUAGAAGAAAAUUAGGAAAAAAGUGUAUCUUGUAUUUGGGCACAUAUAUAGUGAAGAAACAUGUAUUCGAGUGCAAGCCAGUUUGACGGCAAUGCAGCCUUCUCCGGUGGUGGAUUCAUGCCUUCUCAGACCACCCAGGGCCCUGACUCUUCAUUCGUUCCCUCCAAGAAUCGUGACGCUCAGUCCUUGCUUCCUCUGACGGUGAAGCAGAUAUACGAUGCGUCUCAGUCAAGUGAUGAUAAAAUCAAUUUGAUCAUUGACGGUGUGGACGUUACCAAUGUCACUCUUGUAGGAAGGGUGUCCAACAAAGCUGGACGAAUUACUGAUGUUACUUUUGUGCUUGAUGAUGGUACGGGAAGGAUUGAGUGUAAUAAAUGGCUUCAUGAAGCUGUUGAUACAAAUGAAGCAGAGGCUAUCUUGGAAGGAAUGUAUGCGAGGCUCCAUGGACAAUUGAAACAUUUUCAGGGUAAAAGGACCUUAAAUGUUUUCUCAUUUAGGCCUGUGACUGACUUUAAUGAGAUUGCUAGUCAUUUCACCGACUGCAUAUAUGUGCAUCUCUACAAUUCCAAAUUAAGGACUAGUGUCCCUAAUCAGCAGCAUUCCUCACCAAUUCCUCCCACAAUAGGUUAUCAAGCUCAAGUUGUUCCGCCAACAAAUCAGUUCUCUGAUCAGCAUGUCAAUGGUCAGAAGGGUGUUACUGUUGAAGCCAUGGUCUUAGAUUUUUUGCAUCAUCCCGCAAACAGCUCAAGGAAUGAGGGGGUCCAUCGUGAUCAUAUUGCACAACAUCUUGGAAUUUCUUUGGAUAAGCUCAUGCUGGCUGUUAAAAAUCUUAUUGAUGAAGGUGCCAUUUAUGAAACCAUAGGUGAUCACUAUAAGUCAAUCAUCAAUGGUUGAUACCUUGUUGGAUAAGGACAACGAUUUUGUUAGAGUAUGCUAACUCUGCGUAUGCAUUCUAGUGCUGUUACACAAGCAAAACAACAGUUCUACUAGAUUUUGAUCGACUUGUUUUUCUACUAUAUGUUAAUAUUAUGAACCGGUAAUAUGUAACAAAAUAUAUAUAACAUCAUAUGGAAUGUAUCUGUUGUGCGAAGCGUUUUUGUCUUAUUGAUGAACCAGUUUCAAUGGGUUGUCGAUACUAUAGUCAGUAGUGGUACGUAUCUGUAAUUUGUAAUGAGCAAGGAUGCUUUACAUAAUGUUUGGUGGAGGGAAAUAGACAAAAAGGAAUGAGAGGAAUUUUCUUAAACUA
Messenger RNA from Glycine soja, 1387 nucleotides. Its product is annotated as replication protein A 32 kDa subunit B-like. The record is from RefSeq and is a predicted model, not a curated record. The transcript is spliced from 11 exons. Lineage: Eukaryota; Viridiplantae; Streptophyta; Magnoliopsida; Fabales; Fabaceae. Bases 202 to 1035 code for a protein of 277 amino acids. Gene Ontology annotation, cellular component: site of double-strand break; chromosome, telomeric region; DNA replication factor A complex. Gene Ontology annotation, molecular function: DNA binding. Gene Ontology annotation, biological process: DNA replication; nucleotide-excision repair; double-strand break repair via homologous recombination.